Molecule: messenger RNA, 860 nt
Organism: Triticum dicoccoides
Lineage: Eukaryota; Viridiplantae; Streptophyta; Magnoliopsida; Poales; Poaceae
Exons: 3
Coding region: 333-731 (132 amino acids)
Source: RefSeq, a predicted model, not a curated record
CCGAUGGAGUACCAUAGCGGCAUAGCCCGCUGCAGGCUACACUGAGGUACUGAAAAGGGUCGGCCUUCCAUACCGCUCGAGCUUCCCCCCUUUCUUGCUCGCUCCUUUCAAACGUUGCCGGUCCCAAGCCCCACUCCUCGCUUCGACGUGCUGCGUCGCUAUAAAUACACGCACAUCCAGCCAGCCAGCCAUUGGAGGAGCUUCCAUUCCAUUCUCUUCAACCUCGUAGCCCCACUCACUCACCGGCCCCAGCUUCCCUUCUUCUUCGUCGUCGUCCUCUUCUACUCCUACUUCGUAUCUCAUUCUGUCCGCUCUUCCCCGUGCUGAACCAGAUGGCGAAGGCGAGGAGGCGUCGCGUGCCGGCGUUCGGGGAGUGGAACUACAACUACCACCACCACGAGCAGCAGGCACUUCCGCCGGCCGUUGUUGCACCGGCCGCGUGCUAUGCCACGCAGGAGCCGGAGCCGGAGGCCUGCAGCGACGUGUGGUUCAGGUACUCGCCGGCCCCGCGCAAACCCACGCCCAAGAAGCAGGCGAGGAGGCGGCACGAGGGCGACGUGUCCCGGGAGCAUUCGAAGGCGUCCUGGGACGCUUCCAGGCGGGUGGUGCGCCCGGUCGACGGGGACCUGUACCAGGUGCCACCGCCGGAGCUCGCCUCCCACCGGCGGCCAACGAAGAAGUGGAGCCUGUGGAUGGGAUGCCUGGGCCUCAGCUCAUGCGUCGCCUCCUGAACCCAACAUGCCGUGAUGAUCGAUGGGAUGCUGCGUGCGUCCUCAUCGGUGGUUUUUAUUUGCCCUUUCUGUUGGAUAACACUCCUAUAUAUUUCCGCCCAGUAUGUAAUAUAGAGUGUAUGUCCUGUC